AACGUAGCCCAGCCUGAAGAAUCUCCACAAAUCAAUCAUAUAAUCCAAACCAGUAGCCAUCCGUUUGAGCGGCAAUCGCAACACCUGCAGAGCGGAGAGGAAGCUUUAGGAGUUGAAUAGAAAUGGCUAUUACACUCAACAAUGGAUUCAAAAUGCCCAUAAUCGGUCUGGGUGUAUGGCGUAUGGAAGGGAAAGAGAUUAGAGACCUCAUCAUUAAUGCUAUCAAGAUUGGCUAUCGCCAUUUUGACUGUGCUGCUGAUUACCAGAAUGAACCAGAAGUAGGGGAAGCACUUGCUGAAGCUUUUCAGACUGGGCUUGUCAAGAGGGAGGACCUUUUCAUUACCACCAAGCUGUGGAAUUCAGACCAUGGACAUGUUAUUGAGGCCUGCAAAAAUAGUUUAAAAAAGCUUCAGCUUGAUUAUUUGGAUCUCUUCCUUGUUCACUUUCCCAUUGCCACAAAGCAUACUGGAGUUGGUACAACUAACAGUGCAUUGGACGAGGACGGGGUGCUGGAUAUAGACACAACUAUAUCCUUGGAAACUACCUGGCAUGCUAUGGAAGAUCUAGUUUCCAUGGGUUUAGUUCGUAGCAUCGGAAUCAGCAACUAUGACAUCUUUCUUACUAGAGAUUGCUUAGCCUAUUCAAAAGUGAAGCCUGCUGUGAAUCAGAUUGAAACACACCCAUACUUCCAGCGUGAUUCUCUUGUCAAGUUUUGUCAGAAGCAUGGAAUCUGCAUUACGGCUCACACUCCUCUUGGAGGUGCUUUGGCUAAUACUGAAUGGUUUGGUUCAGUAUCAUGUUUGGAUGAUCCUGUUCUCAAAGGUUUGGCCGAGGGAUACAAGAAAACUGCGGCUCAAAUUGUUCUGAGAUGGGGCAUCCAGCGAAACACAGUGGUCAUCCCUAAGUCAUCCAAGAUUGAGAGACUGAAGGAGAAUUUUGAAGUAUUUGAUUUCGAGUUGAGCAAAGAGGACAUGGAACUGAUCAAAAGCAUAGACAAGAGCUACCGAACCAACCAGCCUGCGAAGUUCUGGGGAAUUAAUCUGUAUGCUUGAGCAUAUCAAUGGUUCUAUCUUUUUUGGAAUGUUUAUGCAGAGAAUAAGACCAAACUGAACACUUCCCUUCAACUGCAUCUGCUAUAUUAUGAUUGAUAACAUUCUCAA
This is a messenger RNA of Manihot esculenta (cassava), 1160 nucleotides long. Its product is annotated as NADP-dependent D-sorbitol-6-phosphate dehydrogenase. NCBI's taxonomy places the organism in Eukaryota, Viridiplantae, Streptophyta, Magnoliopsida, Malpighiales, Euphorbiaceae. The coding region runs from base 123 to 1052 and encodes 309 amino acids. The transcript is spliced from 6 exons. Gene Ontology annotation, molecular function: aldose-6-phosphate reductase (NADPH) activity. The record is from RefSeq and is a predicted model, not a curated record.